Meriones unguiculatus (Mongolian gerbil) is the source of this 3324-nucleotide messenger RNA. RefSeq names its product hexokinase 3 (gene Hk3). Gene Ontology annotation, cellular component: cytosol; mitochondrion. The coding region runs from base 380 to 3190 and encodes 936 amino acids. Gene Ontology annotation, biological process: glucose 6-phosphate metabolic process; intracellular glucose homeostasis; glycolytic process. The record is from RefSeq and is a predicted model, not a curated record. NCBI's taxonomy places the organism in Eukaryota, Metazoa, Chordata, Mammalia, Rodentia, Muridae. Gene Ontology annotation, molecular function: D-glucose binding; ATP binding; glucokinase activity. The transcript has 21 exons.
GAAGAAGGUGGAGCUUGGAGAGGCUAUAACAAGUCACCCCUGAGUUUCACUUUUGAGUUCAGUCCAGGAUCACUGUGGUCCUCAGGUCUGGGAGAAGAACUGAGACCCAGGGAAGGAGAGAGGUGUCUGUGUUUCCCAGACUCCUAGAACGCUGUCCUCUUCCAGCAGACUUGGAAACUACGUGUUGCCUGUCGCCUCCACCGGGUCCUUGGCCUCUCCGUCACAGCGGCAUAUUGACCCAUGCGUUCGCUGUCAUUGCUGGCGCUGAGUAGACUGUGGGGUUUGGUAAAGCACUGAAGCCCCUGAGGGCAGGGCCAGCGUCCGAACGGCGGGCUCGAGGAAGCCGAGGAUCUGUGUAGUCAAUAUCCACCGUGGAAUCAUGGACGUCACUGGGCUUUCUGGUUUGCAGCCUGGAGAAAGAGCCUCAAGCUGCCCGCAGGAGGGCAUGCCGGGGCCUUCAGACAGUUUAGACCUGGUGCAGGAGUGCUUGCAACAAUUCACGGUGACAAGGACACAGCUGCAGCAGAUCCAAGCCAGCCUUCUGUGUUCCAUGGAGCAGGCACUGAAGGGGCAGGAUGGUCCUGCCCCUUCUGUCCGGAUGCUGCCCACAUAUGUGGGGUCCACGCCGCAUGGCACUGAGCAGGGGGAUUUCCUGGUGCUGGAGCUGGGGGCCACAGGAGCCUCGCUGCGUGUGCUGUGGGUGACACUGACAGGCACCCAAGAGCAUCGCGUGGAGCCCAGGAGCCAGGAGUUCGAGAUUCCGCAGGAGGUGAUGCUGGGUCCCGGCCAGCAGCUCUUUGACUUUGCUGCCCGCUGCCUGUCUGAAUUCCUAGAUGCUCACCCUGUGAAGAAUCAGGAUCUGAAGCUUGGGUUCAAUUUCUCUUUUCCUUGUCACCAGACAGGCUUGGACAAGAGCACCCUCAUUUCCUGGACAAAAGGUUUUAGGUGUAGUGAUGUGGAAGGCCAGGACGUGGUCCAGCUGCUGAGAGAUGCCAUUCAGAGGCAGGGGACCUACAAUAUUGACGUGCUGGCCAUAGUGAAUGACACAGUGGGCACCAUGAUGGGCUGCGAGCUGGGUGCUGGGCCCUGUGAAGUCGGGCUUAUUGUGGACACUGGUACCAAUGCCUGCUACAUGGAGGAGGCGCGGCACGUGGCUGCCCUGGAUGAGGACCGCGGCCGCACCUGCGUGAGCGUCGAGUGGGGCUCCUUCUGCGACGAACAGGCCCUCGGGCCAGCACUGACCACCUUCGACCGUGCCCUGGACCUCGAGUCCCUGUCUCCUGGUGCUCAGAGGUUUGAGAAGAUGAUUGGGGGCCUGUACUUGGGUGAGCUGGUACGGCUGGUUCUGGUCCACUUGGCCCAGCACGGGCUCCUCUUUGGUGGCUACACCUCUCCUGCAUUGCUGAGUCCAGGCAGCAUCCUCCUGGAGCAUGUGGCUGAGCUGGAGGACCCCACCACUGGGACAGCCCGUGCCCACACAAUCCUGCAGGACCUGGGUCUGAGCCCACAGGCCUCAGAUGCUCAGCUCGUGCAGCGCGUGUGCGCGGCCGUGUGCGCUCGGGCUGCCCAGCUCUGUGCUGCUGCCCUGGCCGCCGUCCUCUCCCGCCUCCAGCACGGCAGGGAACAGCGGGCACUGCGAGUGGUCGUGGCCACCGGAGGGCGAGUGCUCGAAAGACAGCCCAGGUUCCAGCGCACCCUAAAGGAGACAGUAGCGCUCUUGGCCCCAGAAUGUGACGUCUCCUUCAUCCCUUCUGUGGAUGGUGGUGGCCGGGGCGUGGCAAUGGUGACAGCUGUGGCUGCCCGACUGGCUGCCCACAGGCACAUCCUGGAGGAGACGCUGGCACCACUUCAGCUGACCUUGGAGCAGCUGGCAGUGGUGCAGGCACAAAUGCGGGAAGCCAUGGUCAGGGGCCUUCGGGGAGAGGCCUCCUCCCUCCGAAUGUUGCCCACUUACGUACGAUCCACACCCGAUGGCACCGAGCGAGGUGACUUCCUGGCCUUGGACCUCGGGGGCACCAACUUCCGUGUCCUGUUGGUUCGUGUGGCCGAAGGCAGUGUGCAGAUCAUCAACCAGGUCUACUCCAUCCCUGAGUGUGUGGCCCAGGGCUCCGGACAGCAGCUCUUUGAUCAUAUCGUGGACUGCAUCGUGGACUUCCAGCAGAGGCAGGGCUUGAUGGGACAGAGCCUGCCUCUGGGUUUCACCUUCUCUUUUCCGUGCAAGCAGCUUGGCCUGGAUCAGGGCAUCCUUCUGAACUGGACUAAGGGGUUCAAGGCAUCAGGCUGUGAGGGCCAGGAUGUGGUGCAUCUAUUACGGGAAGCCAUUAGGCGCAGACAGGCUAUGGAGCUGAAUGUGGUUGCCAUUGUCAAUGACACAGUGGGGACCAUGAUGUCCUGUGGCUAUGAUGAUCCCCGUUGUGAGAUGGGCCUCAUUGUUGGAACCGGCACCAACGCCUGCUAUAUGGAGGAGCUCCAGAAUGUGGCCAGCGUGCCUGGGGACUCGGGCCUCAUGUGCAUCAACAUGGAGUGGGGCGCUUUUGGGGACCACGGCUCACUGGGCACGCUCAGCACCUGCUUUGAUGCUCGUGUGGACCAGGCGUCCAUCAAUCCAGGCAAACAGAGGUUUGAGAAGAUGAUCAGUGGCAUGUACCUGGGGGAGAUCGUUCGCCACAUCCUCCUGCACCUGACCAGCCUCGGCGUUCUCUUCCGGGGUCGGGAGAGUCGCUGCCUCCAGACCAGGGGCAUCUUCAAGACCAAGUUCCUCUCUGAGAUUGAAAGCGACAGCCUGGCCCUGCGUCAGGUCCGAGCCAUCCUAGAGGACCUGGGGCUGACUCUGACCUCUGAUGACGCUCUGAUGGUCCUCGAGGUGUGCCAGGUCGUCUCUCGGAGGGCCGCCCAGCUCUGCGGGGCGGGCGUGGCUGCUGUGGUGGAAAAGAUCCGGGAGAAUCGUGGCCUGCAGGAGCUGACGGUGUCUGUGGGAGUGGAUGGCACGCUCUACAAGCUACACCCCCACUUCUCGAGGCUGGUGUCAGCUACAGUUCAGAAGCUAGCCCCUCACUGUACCGUCACCUUUCUGCAAUCCGAGGAUGGGUCCGGCAAAGGUGCGGCUCUAGUCACCGCUGUCGCCUGUCGCCUGACCCCGAUGGCCGUGUCUGAAGGAAUCUCCAAGAGCGGUGGGCUCUCCCUGGCCUGAGGCCUCAGGCAGGCUCAGCCACCACAGCUCCCAAAGAAACCCGUGUGUAGCCCCCACAACCAUGUGCCACACCCAGUGGCUUUCCGAGAGAACCAACACUCUGGUUAGCAAUAUAUAUAUAUAAUUUAUUUACA